Molecule: messenger RNA, 2319 nt
Organism: Sphaeramia orbicularis (orbiculate cardinalfish)
Lineage: Eukaryota; Metazoa; Chordata; Actinopteri; Kurtiformes; Apogonidae
Gene: pomt1
Product: protein-O-mannosyltransferase 1
Biological process (GO): protein O-linked glycosylation via mannose
Cellular component (GO): membrane; endoplasmic reticulum
Molecular function (GO): dolichyl-phosphate-mannose-protein mannosyltransferase activity
Source: RefSeq, a predicted model, not a curated record
AUGGUGCAGCUCCCCCUGCUGGUGACAGCCCAGGUGGACGUCAUCCUCCUGCUGGUCUCCCUGUUGGCCUUCUGGACCCUGAGCCACCUCAGCUACCCUAAUGCUGUGGUGUUUGAUGUAUAUUAUGGACAGUUUGUGUCUCUCUACAUGAAGAGAGUGUUCUUCAUUGAUGAUAGCGGCCCACUCGGUCACAUGAUACUGGCUUUUGGAGCCUACCUGGGAGGUUUUGAUGGGAACAUUGUGUGGAACAGAAUUGGAGCAGAGUACCCUGGCAGUGUCAGUGUGUGGAGUUUGAGAUUGCUGCCAGCUCUGUGUGGUGCUUUGUGUGUUCCUCUCGUUUAUCUUCUCACUCUGGAGCUGAAGUUCUCUCAUCUGUCAGCACUGGGAGCUGCUCUGCUACUGCUACUGGAGAAUUCUCUAAUUGUCCAAUCACGCUUCAUGUUACUGGAGUCCGUUCUCAUCUUCUUCAUUUUAUUGGCCUUCUUCUCCUAUCUGCGUUUUCAUAAUGCUCCACACAGUUCAUGGUUCAGAUUUUUCUGGCUCUUCCUCUCUGGAGCCUCCUGUGCAGCAGCUGUUGGGGUGAAGUACAUGGGCGUGUUCUCGUACCUGCUUCUCCUGGGCGUGGCCUCUGUGCACACCUGGAACCUGAUUGGAGACCAAACUGUCAGUCAUCUGAGUGUGUGUGUGCAGUGGUGUCGAACAGUGUGUCUGUUGGUAGUUCCAGUUCUCCUCUACAUCUUCUGGUUUUAUAUCCACCUGAGCAUCCUGUACCGCAGCGGACCACAUGACCAGCUGAUGAGCUCUGCCUUCCAGGCCAGCCUGGAGGGUGGCCUCUCCAGGAUCACACAGGGUCAGCCUCUGGAAGUCUCCUACGGCAGUCAGGUGACAUUAAGAAACUCGGCCUCCCAGCCUGUGCCUUGCUGGCUUCACUCACACAAAGCCAACUACCCAAUCAGGUAUGAUAAUGGGCGGGGCAGCUCUCACCCACAGGUCACCUGUUAUCCUUUCAAAGAUGUCAACAACUGGUGGAUCAUCAAAGAUCCCGGCAGACAGGACCUGGUGGUCAGCAGUCCUCCCCGACCUGUCCGUCACGGUGAUGUCAUCCAGCUGGUUCACGGAAUGACCUCUCGCUUCCUCAACAGUCAUGAUGUUGCAGCUCCCAUGAGCCCUCAUGCCCAGGAGGUGUCAGGUUACAUCGACUUUAACGUUUCCAUGGCUCCGCAGAACCUGUGGAAAGUGGACAUCUCCAACAGGGAGGCAGAGUCUGACGUUUGGAAGACGAUCUUGUCUGAGGUGCGACUGGUCCAUGUCAACACCUCAGCUGUCCUGAAGCUGAGUGGUGCUUCUCUUCCAGACUGGGGUUUCCGUCAGUUAGAGGUUGUAGCAGAGAAGUUGUUUAAGGUUCACAGCAGCAGUCUGAGCUGGACGGUGGAGGAGCACAGAUACGGAACCAGUCAAGAACAAAAGGAGCGGGAGGCGGAGCUUCAUUCUCCCACUCAUAUUAAUGUGGAUAGAAAAAUAUCUUUCUGGGCGAAGUUUAUGGAACUUCAGUGGAAGAUGCUGACGGUGAAACAGGAAGACUCUGAACAUAAAUACAGCUCCGUCCCCUUAGAGUGGAUCACCCUGGAAACCAACAUUGCAUAUUGGUUGCAUUCUUCCAACAACGCUCAGAUCCAUCUGAUUGGUAACCCGGUGUCAUGGGGCGUGGCCAACCUCAGUCUACUGGUCUAUCACCUGCUGGCAGUCAUCUACCUACUGAGGAGGAGACGGGGCUUCAAAGACCUGCCUGAUGGUGAGUGGUGUCGCUUCCUGUCUCUGGGCGCUGUUUGUGUUGGAGGUUGGAUGGUGAACUUUGUUCCGUUCCUGCUGAUGGAGAAAACUUUGUUCCUCUAUCACUACCUGCCAGCCCUCUGCUACCUGCACCUGCUGAGCCCCGCCCUGCUGGAGCAUGUCCACGCCCAUCGACUCAGCUGUGUUGCACACCAACGUUCCCUGUAUGUGUGCAUCUUGGCUCUGGCAUUGUCCGUCUUCCUGUCCUAUCGCACCUUCUGCCCUCUGACUUAUGGCAAACCAGAGCUCUCAGCCAAUCAGCUGCAAGGACUCAAGUGGAGAGACUCCUGGGAUAUCCUGUAUCGCCGCCGGUAGAUGGAGUGAGACAGAUUCUCUCUGUGGACCAGUACUGAAAGGUUUUUUCCCUUUCUCUGUUUACAAGGAACUGCUGAAUAUAUCAUCAGGUAUUUCUGUGGAGGACAUUGUUGAAGUUCAAGGGGGAGCCUGUGGGCUGAUUUAAUGUGAUUCAAAUAAAAGACUGAACUACUU